GUGAUUAAAGUUUCGGCGAUCGUGAACCGUGAUGGCAAAGCAUGUUACUUAGCGUGGCAGCGGUCAAGCUCCCCCACCUUCCCCUCUUGUUUCGUUUGUUCCCCCUAAACUGUGGGCUCGGAUCUUCAAAACCAGUUUCGCUUCUUUCUCAUAUAAAUACCUCAUCAUCUUCUUCUUCUUCUUCUUCCUCCUCCUCUUCAUCUUCAACCCCAAACCCACUUUCACUUUCACAACACAAAGCAAUGGUGACGCUCCUAGUGGCAACCACGUCCGACCCUGCUUCCAUCAACCCAGCCAACGCGCUGUUGGCCAUGCCCGGCUGGCAAACCGGUCGCCAUUUCCAGGAUGACAUGAAGAGCUUUGUGAAUGAAGAGGUGAGGGUGGUGCUGCAUGGGAAGAGCAUAGUAGCGGAGGAUGACUUGGACAAGAGGUGGGAAGAGGUGACUGGGGAGGUUGUUCAUGAGGUCAUCUUCUUCAGCAAGCACACUGCUGCGUCCAACAAACCUGCCCUCACUGUUCACCCCAUUGGAGUUCCUCAUUUGCGUGAAGGUGAUGUUCCACCGCAAGGUGGCAGACCUGGAUGGGCAGCUCUGCCAAAUCCUAGGAUGGGGCCUUGGCUUCGACUUUUGAAAAACAUUGCUCAGGCUCAUAAUCUGGUCCCUGAAUUCGAGAUUACUUUGGAGGCAACUCACCAUGGACCAGUGACAAACAAGCCAACCAUGUUUUUGGAGAUUGGUAGCACUGAAGAUUAUUGGAAGAGACAGGAUGCGGCUCAAGUAAUGGCAAAGUUAGUUUGGGAAGGACUUGGACUUGGAGGUGGGACAGAUGUAGGAAACUGGAGCAGGGAGAAGGAUAACAAGAAAAUCCUUCUUGGGAUAGGUGGUGGACAUUAUGUACCUCGGCAUAUGGAUGUAGUAUUGAAAGAUAAUGUAUGGGUGGGUCACCUACUUUCUGGAUAUUCAGUGCCGAUGGAAGAUCCAAGCCAGUCAAAAGGAGAAACAAAUGCGGAGAUUGGUGGAACAUGGAGACAUUCUAUAAAAGCUGCAUAUGAGGCCACUAAAUCUGCUUUUCCUGGUGGUGAAAUUCUUGCACAUCUUGACCACAAGAGUUUCAAGGGCUGGCAGAAGAAUGCCAUAACAGGAUUCCUUGCGGAGCAGAACAUUCAAAUUGGAAAACCGAAUAACUUCUAUUGAGUGUUGACACUUUGGCGGAUAUUAUUGUGAACACGGCUUCUGCAUAGACAGGCUGAAGAUUUUGGUAGACCUUACAAUCAAUUUAAUUCAGUUCUCAAUAUUAUUCAUAUGUAAAGAUUGCCUUGUGCAUGUAUUAAAUCAAAUAUGCAUGUAAGAACCUACGUUUAAUAAAUGAAGACGAAAUAGAUUAUAGAACAGAGUUCAUUUA
Messenger RNA from Cajanus cajan (pigeon pea), 1401 nucleotides. It is a transcript of the gene GEK1, whose product is annotated as D-aminoacyl-tRNA deacylase. Gene Ontology annotation, molecular function: D-aminoacyl-tRNA deacylase activity. The record is from RefSeq and is a predicted model, not a curated record. Lineage: Eukaryota; Viridiplantae; Streptophyta; Magnoliopsida; Fabales; Fabaceae.